Molecule: messenger RNA, 246 nt
Organism: Rodentolepis nana
Lineage: Eukaryota; Metazoa; Platyhelminthes; Cestoda; Cyclophyllidea; Hymenolepididae
Source: the annotation of a GenBank genome assembly
GCUAUGAGUAUUGAACUGCCACGAAGACGGCUUCCAAUGGCUGCCAGAAUGUGGGGACUUGUGGUGGAUAAAAAGCCAGAAGUGAUUAGACAACCUGGUGCUGAAGAUAGAUGGAAGGUUUUGAGAUGCCAAGUGGCAAGCCAGCCAACUAACAAAUUGAUGGGAAAGGAGAUUGUUGUGGCUGUGAAUGCUGAUGUAACACAUUCAAAUUCUGAAAACUGGGCAUUCAAAAAUCUGUUGCUGUAG